Molecule: messenger RNA, 684 nt
Organism: Branchiostoma floridae (Florida lancelet)
Lineage: Eukaryota; Metazoa; Chordata; Leptocardii; Amphioxiformes; Branchiostomatidae
Product: extensin-like
Exons: 1
Coding region: 1-684 (227 amino acids)
Source: RefSeq, a predicted model, not a curated record
AUGCUGUCCACAAUCACACCCUACUACAAACCCACGCAGUCAAAAACACUCUCAACCACAAAUCCACCCAACCCGGCCAAUCACAAACCCAACCACAAACCCACGCAGCCACAAACACUCUCAACCACAAAUCCACCCAACCCGGCCAAUCGCAAACCCAACCACAAACCCACGCAGCCACAAACACUCUCAACCACAAAUCCACCCAACCCGGCCAAUCGCAAACCCAACCACAAACCCACGCAGUCACAAACACUCUCAAUCACAAACCCACCCAUCCCGGCCAAUAACAAACCCAACCACAAACCCACGCAGCCACAAACACUCUCAACCACAAAUCCACCCAACCCGGCCAAUCACAAACACAACCACAAACCCACGCAGCCACAAACACUCUCAACCACAAAUCCACCCAACCCGGUCAAUCGCAAACCCAACCACAAACCCACGCAGUCACAAACACUCUCAAUCACAAACCCACCCAACCCGGCCAAUCACAAACCCAACCACAAACCCACGCAGCCACAAACACUCUCGAUCACGAACCCACCCAUCCCGGCCAAUAACAAACCCAACCACAAACCCACGCAGUCACAAACACUCUCAAUCACAAACCCACCCAUCCCGGCCAAUCACAAACCCAACCACAAACGUCACCGUGAACAACCUUCUUGGCGAAGGUAA